AAGUCCAAUUAUAUGAGAAAAAUAAAAUACAUAAAUGGAUAAUUAUUAAUUAUUGUAAAAAUGAGAAUUUAACGUAAAAUGUUUUAAUUAACAUUUGUUUUAAAAUACUGGUGUUAUGACAUUGUAUAAAUGUAUUAAUGUAUGUGUUUAAGAUGAAUAUAAUAUCAUUUGAGAAUUUUAAUUCAUAAUUUUGAACACAAAUAUUUGACACAAAAAGUCAAAAUGUAAAUGUAUCUUUGAACAUUAAUGGAUUAGAGCCUAGAGAUAUUUUUAUUUUACAAAACCAUGAAUAUCAUGCGAAAACUGCGUGGCAGUAAUACUGCCUCAUCUACAACUGGCGAAAAUUCUCGUCUAUUUGAAGAUGAUUCUGAUCAACAUACUGCUCUUGGUUUAAUGCAUUUAAAGAAACUUUUUACCGAUUACAUUCAUACAUCACACCUGCUAACUGACAAAGAACGUAGUAUAAAACUUUAUACUAUGAUUCCUUUAUUUUGCAAAGUUUUUGGCAGAAGUUCUUGCGCAGAAAUUAUUGAAAAAUUUUGUGACAUUAAUAGCUGGUGCUCAGAAAUGUCGGCCCUUAUGGUUGCAGAAAUUCGACAACGUGCGUCUAAUCAAUCAACAGAAACUGCUAGUAGAGCUAUUGCUAGCUUUUUAGAAAUAGAGAACUGUGAAGAAUCUAGUAAUGGGUGGAUGCUUUUAUCCACAUUAAACUUAUUAGCUGCAACUAACCAACCAUCUCUUAUAAAAAUAAUGGUAUCUGCAUCUCUUCCAUCAACAUUAGUAAAAUGUUUGUAUCUUUUUUUUGACUUACCUCCUUUGGAGAAUGAAGACAAAAAGACUGAUCAAAGUGAUUUUACUCCAAAAGAACGUCGUAUUUUGUUACAAAAAAUUUUUGUGCAAAUAUUAGUAAGAUUGUGCAGUAAUCAUUUACCAGCUGAAGAAUUAGUCACUAAAGAUGAUUUAUCUUUAUUAUUCUCUGCUAUUACAAGUUCUUGUCCUUCUUAUAAUGCUGUUUGGAGAAAAUCUUCUGCAGAAGUUCUAAUAACGAUUUCACAACAUGGAAUUACACCAAAAGUUAUACAAUAUAUUCAUGGAAAAAACUGUAUUGAAUUAUGUGUUGAAAAUAUGCGACAAUGUGCAGAUUUAAGUCCAUUAGAAGUAGUUGAUAUGUUUGUUACUGUAUCUUAUUUCUUAAAAGAUUCAUCAGAGAUAUCACAAAUAUUACUUGAUGACUUUAAUACAGCACAAGGUUAUACAUUUUUAUCAGACUUUCUUAUAAGUUUAGAAAAUGACGAAUCCAGUGAAGCCCUUGAAGCAAUGAGGAAUCUUGUUUUGAUAAUUGCAUCUCUUUCUAUGAGUGGUUAUAUUGAACUAAAACCCAAUCAAGAACAACCAGACUCAUUGUUACAACUUUUAGGAUUUACUUUACCUCAACCUACUGGGCAUGGUCAAAGUGUACGGAAUAUAUGUGCAUUCAAUGUUCUCCAAACUACAUUUAUUCGAUCUGAUUCUAGUGCAUUAUGCUGUACAAUCCUUGAUGCAAUAUCAAAUGUGUAUCAUUCUGAUAAUGCCAAUUAUUUUAUAUUAGAACCACAAAAUACAUUGCCACAAUUUAUUGAACAUAUACAUUUAAAAAAUCAACAAAUACAAGAUAAAUUUUUCAAGCUCUUAGAAUUUAUUGUAUUUCAACUUAAUUUUGUUCCAAUUAAAGAAUUAGCUUCAAUGGCUCAGUUAUUAAAAACAUAUAGCUCUACAGAAUGUACUAGAGUUUGUUUACAAACUUUAUUAAAUAUACUAAAGCACAAUAAUACAUUCAAAGAUGUAUUUAGAGAUGUUGGAAUACUUGAGGGGUUAUCAAACAAUUUAAGAAAUUACACUCAAGACUAUCUCUCUGAUUGCGAAUCAAAAGAUGAAAAACAUGAUGGUGAUCUAAAACGUGUGAUAAACUUAACUGCAGAAUGUUUAGUUAAUCUUAUGAUGUCUUCUCCAAAAAAUUGUAAAGUUUUUAAAGAAUGUGGAGGUGCUCAAGUAUUGUAUAUUAUACUUGAAUAUUCAUCUACUCGUCAGUAUGCUACAGCUAUAUUACGAGAAAUGAUAUUAAGCACUGGUGGCGAAGAAGAAAUGUCUACACUUUUGGGCACUUUACACACAACUGACAAUACUUGUUUGCCAUUAAAAUCUAGUAUUUUAAAAUUAUUUUUAAGUUGUAUGAAAGAAAGUCAUCGCACAAGAACCAUGUUUCGUAAAGUAGAUGGAUUUGUUUAUGUAAUAAGUGCAUUGGUGUCAAUGGAAGGCUGGUUUUCAGAUGAAAAAUGUGUAGAUCAAGAAGCUUUAAAAUUUGCUUACAUUAUUUUUAAUACAAUUACUAUAGCUAUGCGAUUUGAACCAGCAAAUGCAAAAUAUUUUCACCAAGAAAUUUGUUUGACAAGUUUGUGUGACACAUUAAGAUUAUUAGGUUGUUUUUCAAAUGAAACUCAAUUGGAUGACUAUAUUGAUUUAAUAACUACAUCAUUAGAAGAAAAUGUUUUUCAUAACAUUUUCACAAGCAAUACAAUGAACCCUGUAAUUACUGACAAUGUUCCAAAGUUUUUAUCUUAUGCCUGUAUAAUAAUGAGAAUGUUGUAUGAUGUUGCUCUUGAUUUAUAUGAUAAACAAAGCAAUACCACUGUUGUAUCAUUUAAGUCACCUGCCCAUAGACGAUACAGCGAAGUGGCAACAAAACCUUUAGAUUGUCAAAAUAAUAAUCGUCGUGCAAUACAACUCAAUUUAACUCCUCCAGCACCUGAUCCUAUUAUUGUUCAUGCCGGUGUUGUUAUUGCUAUGUUACAAUUACUACCAUCAAUUUAUAAUCCAUCGGCUCCUAAACUAUCACUUACAUUGCAAGUUUAUAUAGGUGAAGUUAUCAGAUCUUUAGUUCGUGGUGAAAGAAAUCAACAGCUUCUAUGUGAUUCUGGAUUUCCAACUACUGUAUUAAAAGUAGGACGAAUAGCAUUAUUGGAAGAAACACAUCCACUUCAUACAGUAUUUCAGUAUAUGUUAGAACGCUUAGCUAUUCAGCUAUUAGAACCAAAGGAUUUACGAGAAUUUUUAAGACUUGGAGAACCCCUUUGUUGUGUACCAUUAGAUUUACUUGACUGUUGGAUAAGUCAUAGUAGUAAAAAACCCGGUGGGACAGUUCCAUUAAGCCGUGUUAAAACACUUGUAUCUAUGACUACCCCCAGAGAUCCUUGUAUGCUUGCACUUCCACCAUUUUUUGAAAUGGAUUUUUCUUCCGAGGGGUUUGGAUGUUUAUUUUUACCCAGUAUUGCUCCACAGUCUCCAAUUAGUGGACCUUCAGUUGUUAAUGUUGCUACAUUAACUACUCCUGAUAUGAAUGUAAUUGGCGGAAUAGGAACUGGUGAUCGAAUGUUUCCACCUCAGAGUGGUCUUAGCUAUUCAACAUGGUUGUGUGUUGAAAAGUUUUCAGAACCAAGAAGUGAUCCUCACCCUGUUCGGCUUCUAACAUUAAUAAGAAAUGUACAGAGUACUAGAGACCAUUUAGUAUGUUUAGCAGUAGUAUUGUCUGCUCGAGAUAGAGCACUUACCAUAUCCACCCAAGAGACUCCAAUAUCAAUGACAAAUGCUGAUUGGGAGCCAGAAGUCAUUGGUGAUUCAUGUGUAAGAAUUUGGUAUCCAGACUUUGUGCAAGAAGGCCAAUGGCAUCAUAUUGUAUUAGUUUUAAAUAGAGCCGUAUUAAAAAAUUCAUCAUUUUCUUUAUAUAUGGAUGGCCAGCAUGUACAUACUCAAAAACUGCAUUAUAUAUCCCAAAAUCCAGGCGGAGGUGCAGCUAAUUUAACAAUUGCAUCAUCUGUAUAUGGAUACAUAGGGACUCCUCCAAUUUGGAGAAAAUAUUCAAAACUAACAUGGAAACAAGGGCCAUGCUGUUUAUUAGAAGAGGUAUUAAAUCCUCAUGCUAUAAAAAUUUUGUAUCAACUUGGUCCUCAUUAUUUUGGAAGUCUUCAAGCGCCUGAUAUUAAAGAUUUAGAACAUAUUGGACCUUUGGUAUCUGAAGAAAAAGUUAUUUUUGGAUUAAAUGCAAGGGCAGUCUCUCAAUUAACUUUGGCAAAAAUAAGAAAAAUAUACAGUAGAGUGGAUAGCAAAUCAAUUGCAAAACAACUUGGGAUGUCCACUCAUGAAAAUGCUACUCCUAUUCGUAUAAUGCAUAACACAGCUGGACAUUUAGCUGGCUCAGCUAGAAGUUUAGGUGGUGUUAUAUUGGGAUAUUUAGGAGUUCGCACAUUUUAUCCCCGUCCAGUUUUAAAACUAAUUGAUAACAUAGGAGGUUGUUCUGUAUUAUUAGGAUUGAUUGCAAUGGCAAGAGAUAUGGAAAGCUUAUAUGCUGCUGUUAAAGCUCUUAGUGGAGUACUACAUCUAAAUAUGACAGCAAAACGAGAAAUGGAACGCAGACGUGGAUAUCAGCUUUUAGCUUUAUGUCUACGUAGGCAUAAGCACAUGUUAAAUGCCCACAUAUUACACAUUAUACUUGAUUUAGUUAUAACAACUAGAAGUGUUGAAGCACCUACUAUACCAGAUGCUGUUGCAUUUAAUGAUUUGAUUUGUGAAUUAAAUCUUUGGCAAGAAGUUCCAACUGGUCUUUUACGAUCACUUAUAGAACAGUUAUAUGAAUUGGUAUCAGACUCAAAUGAGAAAAGAAACAAUUUAAUUAUAUUAAGAAAUAUGGAAAUGGUUCGUAAAAUGGUAAACUUUUUACCAAUUGUUUUUAAUACUUCUACACCAUCAACUACAGAAGUAUUGUUUUCAUUACUUGGAGCACUUUUAGCAAAACACCCAUUGACUGAAGAUUUAUUAUGUCUUGGACAGUACAUUGUGUUCACAUUGAAUACUGGCCUCAGUACAGAAUCAAAUCUUAAAGUCGAAGAGUUUGAAACAAAAAUAAAGGCUAUGGAAAAUAAUGUUGAAUUGACUAAUGAAGAAAAAACAAUUUGUCUAAUAUUAUUACGUAAUCGUUAUCUUCAACUUGUACAUUCUCUUUUGUUCACUAAUAAAAAUUUAGUUUGUACUGGGUUUUGUGAUGAUCUUGUUCGAGUAUUAGGAUUUGACUGGAUAUUAUUAUUUAUGCAAUCAAAUAUACACCGUUCUUCAAUAAUUUGGUCGUACAAAAUCCUUACCACUUUAUGUUCUGUACCUUCAUUAAUGGUUAAAUUUAGAGAAGCAUCCAGCAAUGGUGGUUGGUUGUUAAAUACUGAACUUUUGCAAAAUAAUAGAUCAAAUUUAAUGCUAAAUUACCAACUUUCUCCAAGCUUACAAAAAAACAAUAAAGAUAUACUAAACAAAAUGGAAGCUUUAAACAUACCAGGUUUUCAACACCUAUCUUGGUUUUUGUCUUAUCAUACGGAACUUCCUGAACUAUAUUAUUUUCUUAUGGCUUUAAUGUUGGGGCAAUCAGUUAAGACAAUUCCUAAUGAAAAAAAAUUAAAUCUUGAUGGUAUAUGGAUUUUUAUGUUUGGUGUUCCAAUUAGUCAAUCACUUUCAGCUGUUAGUGAUCGUAUAGUACUCUGUCCAGAAGCUGUCACUGCUCUUUUGUCAACUGUGAGAUUAAUUUUGAACCAAGACAACAGAGAAAUAAAAUAUGAAGAAUGGUUAGAAGACCAUCCAGUUACUAUAAUUCAGUUUCUUUUUUAUUUGUACCAUAACUUACCAGAUUGGAUGCCAGCAUUUAUGACAUCUGAAAUUUUACAUUCCUUAAGUGCAACACUUUUUCCAUUUACAAAUUUGAAUUUAAGUGAACCAUCCACACCAAAUGAUGACUGUUUUAUUAAAACACCUGAUGGAACUCCUCCUUCAACUAUUCAGAAAGAACAAUCAUUAACUUUACAUCCUUCUAGAAAGUUUGUUAUUGAUUUCUUAAGAGUAAUUGUUGUUGAUUCACUUCUAUUACCAAUAAAUAGCAAGUCUUUGCCCCCGCUAGAUUUAGUUCUUGAUGCUUCACCAGAAGGUGCAACUUCAUCUCAAGUAUCAAAGUACCAAACUGAACUGUUAUCAACAUUAAUGGAUCAUUUAUUAGCUGCUGAUAUUAUGAUUGGAGAACAAGCUGCUGUGUCCACAGUUCCUGGGGGUAGCUCUCAAAAUAUUCCUCAAAAUGUUUGUUAUUUAACGUGUCGUGUGGUAGACAAACUGUGGCAGGGUGUUUUAAUUAAAGAUCCUCAUGAAGUAUUUGAUUUCAUUAUGAAAUUAAUUGUUCAAGCAAAACGAAGACCAUGCUCUGUACCCAUGGAAGGGUUUUAUCACUGUCUUAAUAGAACUACUUUGUAUUUGCUUUCGAGAAAUACGGAUUCUAUAGCCUCACAAAUGCCAGUUUUGGAAGCGUUACAUAAACUUACCACUAAUAGAACAUUAGUAUUUGGAGCUGGCAAUCACGAAUUGGAUUUUAUUGGCUGUCUUAUUUAUUGUUUAUUGCAGUUAACUUCUGAUAUGAAAAUAAUAUUGGAUACAAAUGCAAAAACUACAUGGCAUAUUAAUCCAAGUCAAACUGCAGAGGUUGAAGAACAAACAGCUAAACAAGGACAAAAUUUAAUGGCAGUCGCAGCAAAACGUGUUUGGGAAGAAUUGUAUAUAUCUAAAAAGCCAGCCAUUGAAGAGGUUUUCAAAAUUCCAUUACCAAUGUCACCCAAUAACAAAGCUCCAGAUUUGCAUUCUGUUCGUGAACUUAUUUAUGAGAUUGCUCAAAAACAUUGGUUAACUUAUAUUGACAUGGAGAAAAAGUCAUUGUAUAAAAUGCCGUGGGAACUUCAAACUCAAAUUCAAUCAAAAAUACAGAAAGUUACUGGGGGUUUAACUAGACUUGCAUCCCGUGGCAAAGUUCUUAGACGUGAUGAAAGCCGUUGGCAAAGUGGAAGUCUUUCAAGCAUUUCAUUACCAUUAUCAAGAAUUACUAAAAGUGAAUGGUCUACAUGGGCUAACCAUGGCUUAAAUUCAGUAUGUGAACUGGUUUCUAUGCAAAUGGUACGGGAAGCUCAACAUCAAUCAUUUACUGUACGUUAUGUUCUGGAUCAAUGGUAUUUAAUAGAACAAGAAUUAACUAGGGAGAGGGGACUUUGGGGUCCUUUUACUUCAUGCAAAUUAGACAAAUGGAUAUUAGACAUGACAGAAGGUCCUUGUAGAAUGCGUAAAAAAAUGGUAAAAAACCAUCAGUUCUAUAGUCAUUAUCCAUAUCGACCAGAACUUGAGUCUGGAGACAAUAAAGGAUUAAAGUAUCGUGUGGCUACUAGUUAUGAUAGCAAAGAGUUUUGUCAAAAAUAUAAAUUACCAACAUUAAUAGAUAUGGAAAAUUUAGCUCCACAAUCUAAUGAAAAUAAUAAAUUUAUAACACAAGUUGAUGGUCAAGAUACCUUUGACUUUGACAAAAAUUUAGAUGAUAAUGAAUUACCAUUCAAAGGAUUAAAAAGAGUUGUUAGAAGAUCAACAUCUGAACCAGAUGAUGGAAUGGAUGAUAACGACAUUGAAAGUGGGAUUGAAGAUCAAGCCCCUCCAGAUGACAACCAUACAAUUAUUAGACUUUUGGAACCAAAUGAAAAAAUUAGUCAUAUGUUUAGGUGUGCAAGAAUUCAAGGUCUAGAUACAUAUGAGGGUUUACUUUUAUUCGGUAAAGACCAUGUCUACAUUGUAGAUGGUUUUACUUUACUUAAAACUAGAGAAAUUAGAGAUAUUGAUACUUUAUUACCUAAUUCGUAUGAACCAUUAUUACCAAGUCCUGGAAAUGGAAGUCCAAAUCGUGUGCGAAUUAAAAAACAGAGUUCUAAGUUUUCAUAUGAUGAUAUAAGGGAAGUGCAUAAAAGACGAUACUUAUUACAACCAAUUGCUGUUGAAUUGUUUUCUGCUGAUGGACGUAAUCAUUUAUUGGCACUACCAAAAAAACUAAGAAAUAAAGUUUUUAAUAGAUUUAUGGCAUAUUCAACAUCUAUUGCUGAUAAUGCUCAUCAAUCAGUUGCUGGGCAAAAAAGAACAGCAAAUGUCGAACAAAGUACAAGCCUUCUUUCAAACCUUAUGGGAGAAACAACAGUUACUCAAAGAUGGGUGAAAGGUGAAAUAUCUAAUUUCCAAUAUUUAAUGCAUUUAAAUACAUUGGCUGGACGAAGUUAUAAUGACCUUAUGCAGUAUCCAGUAUUUCCUUGGAUUCUGAAUGAUUAUGAAUCUGAUGUACUUGACUUUUCAAAUCCUGCUAUUUUUAGAGAUUUUUCUAAACCAAUGGGUGCUCAAUGUCCUCAACGUCUUGAGCAGUUUUUAAAAAGGUACCGUGAAUGGGAUGACCCUCACGGUGAAACUCCUCCAUAUCAUUUUGGUACUCAUUACUCUUCAGCAAUGAUAGUAUGUUCAUAUUUAGUUAGGAUGGAACCAUUUACUCAGCAUUUUCUCAGACUACAGGGUGGACAUUUUGAUUUGGCUGAUCGUAUGUUCAAUAGUAUUCGAGAAGCAUGGUUAUCUGCUUCAAAAACUAACAUGGCCGAUGUUAAAGAACUUGUACCAGAAUUCUUUUAUCUACCAGAAUUCUUGGUCAACUCUAAUAAUUUUGAUUUGGGAUGUAAGCAAAAUGGAGUACAAUUAAAUGAUGUAGUUUUACCUCCAUGGGCUAAAGAUGAUCCACAUGAAUUUAUUCGAGUACAUAGAGCAGCACUUGAAUCGGAAUAUGUAUCACAACACCUUCAUGAAUGGAUAGAUUUAAUAUUUGGUUACAAACAAUUAGGCCCGCCAGCUGUACAAGCUUGUAAUCUAUUUCACCAUUUAUUUUAUGAAGGAAAUGUUGAUAUAUACAGUAUUGAUGAUCCAUUAAAGAAAAAUGCAACAAUUGGAUUUAUAAAUAAUUUUGGUCAAAUUCCAAAGCAGCUAUUUAAGAAACCUCAUCCGAGUAAAAAACAACCAACUAACAAAGCAUCAAUGCUUGAUGCUGCUAAUCCAAUUUUAAGUUCCAGUACUAAUUUAUCAUUGGUCGACAAACUUUUUUUUUAUCAUUUAGAUAAUCUUAAACCAUCAUUACAACCAAUCAAAGAACUUAAAGGUCCUGUUGGUCAAAUUCUCCAAGUAGAAAAGAAUGUAUUAGCAGUUGAACAGAAUAAAGCAUUAAUGCCACCAAAUUUCAAUAAGACUAUAACUUGGGGUUUUGCUGAUCAUAGUUUAAGAUUAGCACAGUAUGAAACUGAUAAACCAAUUGUAAUCUGUGAAAGCUCGAGUCAAUCACCUGGUGAAAUUGUAACUUGUGUAUGCCCUACAUCUAAGACUGUUAUUACCGCUGGAACUAGCACAGUUUUGACUGUGUGGGAGUUAGAUUUAAACAACAAAUCUUUAAGAAUCGUGGAUAAUCUUUAUGGACAUACAGAAGCUGUGACUUGUUUGGCUGCUAGUGAUACAUAUAAUAUUGUUGUUUCUGGUAGCAGAGAUUGUACAGCUAUUGUUUGGGAUUUAUGUACAAAAGCAUUUGUGAGACAGUUAAAGAAACAUAAUGCUCCGGUUGCAGCUCUAGCAAUUAAUAACUCAACAGGGCAAAUAGCUUCAUGUGCUGGUACUAUGUUACAUGUUUAUACUAUAAAUGGUGAAGAACUAGCUAAUGUAGAUACAAGUGUUGGACGAGCUGAUAGAAUGCAACAAAUAUUAUGUGUAGCUUUUUCUCAAGCUAUCGAUUGGGAUCCUCAAAAUGUUAUUAUUACUGGGUCAUCGGAUGGAGUUGUUCGAAUGUGGUCAAUGGAAUAUGUGCAAGUUCCUAAAGUCCCAUUUAAUACCUCGUCAAUGGAAUCUUCAGUAUUAAAAGAAUGUAGUGAUGAAAAGAACAAAGAUGUUAGUGAGAAUUGUAGUUUAUUAAAAACACGGACAAUUGCUGUUCAGAGACUGGUUAAACAAUUAAGUAUAUCAUCAGAAACUAUUAACGAACAAGGAUUAGUAAUGAAAAGUGGGUCUGAGAGUAGUCUAUCAGAACAAGAGCCAAAAACUCCUGUAAAAAAAACUGGAAGAACUGAUAAAAUUGUUUUUGCUGAUGAAAAUGAUUCAACACCUCCAAUUCCAACUAUGAGAAAAAAAAGGGCAGUGAAACCUAAUCCAUUGCUUCGAAAAUCUGAAUGUAAUACAUCAAGUUCAACUGAUGAGCCAAAUAUUCAACAAGAAUCCUUAGCUGUUACUGAUUCAGUAUUAAGAUUAAGCAAAAGUGAAACUAAUCUUAUAGAAUCAUUUAUAAUUGUUGACCAAGAUGAUUUAAGCUUAAAAACUAAACCUGUCAGUCCUUUACAUAGAUUGAGAGAUGGGUUCCAAUGGCAACGUCAGUUAGUGUUUCGUAGUAAGUUAACUAUGCAUACAGCAUAUGACCGUAAAGAUAACACUGAGCCAGCUUCUAUAACAUGCAUAUCAAUUUCAAAAGAUCAUCGGACAGUAUACAUUGGUGAUGCCAGAGGACGUGUUUUUACAUGGAAUGUUGCCGAACAUCCUGGAAAAGGUGUGGCUGAUCAUUGGUUGAAAGAUGAAGGAGCAGAGCAGUGUAAUUUAUGUGAUGUUCGAUUUUCACUUUAUGAAAGACGACAUCAUUGUCGUAAUUGUGGACAAUUAUUUUGCUCAAAGUGUAGCAAGUAUGAAUCUGAAAUAUCAAGAUUACGAAUACUGAAACCGGUCCGGGUGUGUAAACCAUGCCACACAUCAUUGCAGUCAGCCAAACACACUUAGUUCCUAAUAUCUAUAUUAAAAACAAUAGAAAUGAAUAUUGAUCCAAAAGACAAUUUGUUAAACUGUUGAAUCAAGGCCAAGGAUUGUAAAUUCUACAUACUGUGCCAUGCUGACAAGUAACAACAAAUAAUUGUAUUUUUUAAUAACCCACCAAAUUUCUAGUCUACAUUGAUAUUUUAUGUGAAAAAGUAUUAUUUGAAAUUGUUACCAUAUAUUCUCAUAGCAGCUUGACAAUAAUUUAAAUAUUUUAUAUGAAAAAAAUCUAUUAACUAUUAAGUCUCCAUAAGUCAUAGGUUUUGGAAAUAUUUAUGUAUGUAAAUAAAUAUUAUCUCCGUUCUUAAUUUCUAAAAAAUGUAAGCAAGUAGAAAAUCUUACAAAAUUCAAGAAUUUAUAUUCAGUGAAGUUCAUCUAUUAUUUCGUGUAAUGAUUCAAGAACAUGACGUUAUCAUGUAACAUUUAUGUUUGAAUACAACAACUAGUAUAUAAUAGUUAACUCUCCUUAAAAUAGUGUUUUGUUAUGUUGAUUAUGUUAUAUCUGAUGAAAGGUAUACAGGUAUGUAUAUAUAUUCAGCAAUACAUAUUUUCUAGGAUAUUUACCCUAAUUUAUUAUAGUGUCAAAUUACACUGAAUACAAUAAUUGUCUUUCUAACUUUUUGGGAAAUAUUAUGAAUUUUUAUUAGGUCAGAUCAUUGCUCGUUAAUUAUUAUUAUUAUUAUUAUUAUUUUUUUUUUUUAAUUUGUUAUUUAUUUGUUUUCUAUGUUUCUUGAAAAUUAAUGAUGAUCAAGUUUACCUAUUAGUUUCCGUCCAAACAAUUUUCUACAGAUAUUACUUAUAAUAAUAUCAUUAUUUUUCAAUUCAUUGUUCUUUGAUCAAAUGUAUCCAAAAUCUAAUAGGUUAAACUUAAUUUCAUAUUUUUAAGGUAUUAUUAUACAUUUUUUUAUAUUUUAUAUAUUUACAAUGUCACUUGAAUUUUAUAUUAUUAUUUAUUAUCUAAUUUUAUUCGUUUACCUCAGUAUAAUUGUCUUAUGUGUUGCAUGUAUCAUGAAUCUAUUUUAUAAUAUUUAAUUAGUGUAUAAACUAGAGCUGGGCUGAUAGCACUUUUUUUUGAUAUUCGAUAAUCCGAUUUAUAUUGCCAAUAUAAAACCAAUAACCGGUCUGAUAUUAUUUUUUCAUAAACUGAUAUAAAAAACUUAAAAACCCGAUAUAUUUUUCAAAAGCUGAUAUCUGAUAUAGAAACCAAUGUAUGAUUUAAAUCAUGUGACAUAACUAAACAUAUUAGAUUUCUGCAAUGAUAAAUAAUUUUACUUAUUCUUUUAAUUAAUAGUAAGAUAAUAAUAUAAUAGUAUAAAAAAUAGUACAAAAAUGUCAAUAACAAAAAAAUUAAAUCUUAAAUCUUAUUUAAACCUUUUAAUUAUAUCGGUUUUACAAUCAGUUCGGAAAAAUAACCGAUACCCGAUUAAACCGAUAGUACCAAUAUCGAUAAUAUUAAUUUCGGGUAUCGGUAUCAGCCCAGCUCUAGUAUAAACACUACAAAUUAAGGUAUAAUAUAUAACUAUUAGUUUGUGAUAAACCCUAUAAACUUCAACAUUUACUUUAUAUUUAUAUAUAAGUAAGACAUACUUGUAAAAUAGAGCACAAACACAAACAAUAUGACUUUGAUGAAUCUUAUUUUAAUGUUAUCAUAUCGAUGUAACAUUUUUAAUUAUUAUUAAUAGAUACCUAUUGUAUGUUCUAACACACACGAGUUUUUCUUAAAUUAUUUAACCAUUUUUCACAAAAAAAAUAAUAUUUAGAAUUUUUUAAAUAAAAAAAAAAUUAUUGUAUAGUACUAUAGUAUAGUUAAAUGCUUGCACCUUGCAAGAGAGACGCACGUCAUGGUUUAAGAACUGUUGGUAUAUAUUGUUGAAACUACUUGAAACACAUUCAGUUUUAUAUUUAUAAAUCUUUCUAUCUUAUUUCUUGACUGAUUAUAAAACUCUACCAUUAAAAACUUAAAGUUUUAAUACAAAAUCAUGUAAUAAACAUAUUUUAUAAAUUAUCAUUUAUACAUUUUAGACUGAUGUAGAUAUGUUUGUAUUUAGACACUUUUGAGCUCUGACACCUAAAAUUUACUACAGAAAGGUGCGCAUUCGUAAAAGUUAUUUAAUAAAACUAACAAUCUCAAAAAAUAUUUACUGACAAUUAUUUAUUUUAUUACUCAUCAUAAUUUAAUGUGGAAUUGUUGAGAUUAGAAACUACAAAUUUGCUUCUUUAAUUAUUUUGUUGAUUAAGACUGCAAUUCUUUCACAGAUUGAGAAAUUUUAGUGAGAGUUGUAAAAUUGAGAAAAAUUACAAUACAUUCCUAUGUUGAUAUUUAAAAUUUAUGUAGAAUUGAUAAAAGCAGUAAGGAAAAUAAAAAUGGAUACAAAUAUUCAAAUAUUUUAGAACUUAAUGAUAAAAGUUAAGGGUUGAGUCCAGGUACAGUCUAUUUUUGAUUAAAAAACAGAUAAAAUAUUCAUUAUGAUAACUUUGUUGAAUUUAAAAAUGCUAUUGCCACUGAAAUGGGUUAAAAAAAUCUACAGUAUUCUAGCAUAAAUAAAAAAGACAGUGUAUAAUUACUAAAGUUUGGAAUUAAUAUUGAAAGUAAAAAAUAUGAAAAAAUGAAGAAAAUUAAUUGAAAGUAGAUAUACAUUUUUCAAUAUUUGAACAUUUGUGAAGAGUUUAAAAUGAAGGUGAGAGAAGUAUUGUCUCAUCAGUCAUCUAUAAACAGCUAAAUAUUCUUUGCCAAAAUAUAGUUGACUCUUUAGAUUUUUAAAGACCUUGAAAAAUUAUUAAAAAUUGAGAACCGUAGUGCAAUAUUUUAAAAAAAAAAAACAAGUGUGUUAUAACAUAUCAUUAUAUAGUAUUUUCUAUUAUUAAAUAAACAUAUUGAUUAUAGAUACGAGGUAUAAUAAAAUAUAUAAUUGUAGUUGGAAAUAAAAUACAUGAUAUUUUCUCUUAGGACCAGAUGAUACAUUUAAUUUAAAUAUAGUAUAUUAUUGUUGUACCUGUUAUAAAGUGAAGAGUAAAGUGUUGACAUUUUUAAUUCAAGACAAUAAUUGGUAUAAUAAACUGAAUAAUUUACUUCAUUUAAACGUUAGGUAAAUUUUAAUGAAAUUAAUCUGUGAUAAACAUUUUAAGUAAUAUGUUUUAAAUUAACUAUAUAUAGAUCAUAUGUCAUUACAAAUUUACUUAACAAGUUUUAUAAUGUUUUAUUUUAAUUUUAAAUAUUGAACAAUUUAUUAAGUAUGAAGAAUGAUACUUAGUUAUAAUAUGAUCUUAAAACUACCAUUAUUAUACUAUUGUAAUAGAUGCACUAUGGCUCAUUUUAAAAUGUUUGAAGUAGAUAAUCAGUUCCACUGUUCAUGUCUACAUUUAUCAUAUAAUUUCUUAAAACAAUAUUUAGGUAGGCACAUACCAGAUCACCUUUAGCGAUUGUAUUGUUAAAAUAAUUUAUAUCCUUUUGAGUACCUAGCAUAAUAAUCUAAUUAACAUUAUAGAUGAUAAAAUUGAAUUGUGCCAAUUGUUAUCACUAUUUGAGUAUUUGAUUUUAAAAAUACUGUUCAAUAUUUUAAGUUAGAUCCCUUUAACCCUUAUGGAUAAUUAUGUGCAACUGCUAUAAUAUAAUAGUUCUUAUUUUCUAAAUUUGGAAACUAAUGAUAAUUACUAUAAUAUAAACAGGGUUGGACUGAGAAUUUGGCCCGAAAUAGUACUAUUAAAAUGGCCCUUUUUCCAAAAUUAAUACCAACCAGACACUAGCCAUUGAAUCAACACUUUCUGCAGCCCUCUAAGUUUUUCUUUGUAACUCCGAUCCUGAACUUAGAUGAUCUUGACCUUCUAAGGUAUAUGUGCUUAUAAUGAAAUUCAGUCCAUAAUAACUUACAUAACAUAAAACAAUAGGUAUAUUAACUAAUUGUAUUAAAAAUGUAUUUAAAAGUAUAAAUUUAUUUAUAUAUACCAGUAAAAAUGUAAUAUUUAAAUUAUAUGUAUGGUCUGAAGUAUUGUGCAAGUACUUAUUUUAAUAAAGAUUCAUCAAGUUAUAUUUGUUUUGUAUUUUAAUAACUAACAAUUAUACAGUUAUACAGUUUAUUAUUUGCUUUAUGAUUAUUAUUAUUGCAUAUAUUAUAUUAUAUUAUAUUAUUUAUGUAUAUUAAUGAGUGCAUACAAAUAUUUAGACAAAUAGUAUUAACAUUAAAUUGAUGUGUUUAGAUAUACAGCAUUCUAUAUGAAUUGUGUCAAACUGUCAAGUAACAUGUAUUAUUUAAUAGCCAAAAUUUUUUACAAAACAAUAUGAAACAUUUAUGCAUUUAAAUAAAUAAUCAUGUGAUGUCGUUAAUUUUGUGCAUUAACAAUAUAUAUGCAUUUUAAAAUCAAUCAGAAAUUUUAUAAUAUUACUGAUGUGAAUAUAUUGUGAUUAGAACCUAGGUAUAUAGUAAAUAUAUACAGCAUACCUAUGUAAUUAGGAGAUUUUUGAAAUUAGAUAUUGUUGGGGUUUGAAAUAUAUUUAAUAAAGUACUUUGUGGUUUAA
Molecule: messenger RNA, 15244 nt
Organism: Aphis gossypii (cotton aphid)
Lineage: Eukaryota; Metazoa; Arthropoda; Insecta; Hemiptera; Aphididae
Gene: bchs
Product: WD repeat and FYVE domain-containing protein 3
Exons: 49
Coding region: 286-10698 (3470 amino acids)
Molecular function (GO): metal ion binding; protein binding
Source: RefSeq, a predicted model, not a curated record